Molecule: messenger RNA, 1524 nt
Organism: Sinocyclocheilus grahami
Lineage: Eukaryota; Metazoa; Chordata; Actinopteri; Cypriniformes; Cyprinidae
Product: sialic acid-binding Ig-like lectin 7
Exons: 8
Coding region: 1-1524 (507 amino acids)
Biological process (GO): cell adhesion
Cellular component (GO): plasma membrane
Molecular function (GO): sialic acid binding
Source: RefSeq, a predicted model, not a curated record
AUGGGCUUUUCGGACAUACAGCAUGGUGCAGAUAAAAGUGAUUUACCCAGUUAUAGUGAUUUCCAAUCUGUUUGCUGUAGAGAUUUCAACAUCAGUCUGCCGCAGAAGAUCGAAGCUCUCAGUGGAUCCUGUGUGAUCAUAAAGUGCAGAUUUGAGAUUGAGGAAAAAUAUGACAAAGACCUCACUGAGAGAGCUACAGGACAGUGGUUAAAGAACGGGACUGAUGUGAACAAAAAUCUAGUGUUUAACUCAAGCACAUCAAGCCAUAACUCCUUAAUGAAAGGGAACAUAACUGGAAAAUUAAAAGACAAGAACUGUACCACUGUUUUUCAUGACCUCAGAUCAAAUCACGUUGGUCAAUAUUACUUCAGGAUUGAGGGUGAAGGUGGACUGAAAUGGACCUACACAAAAACAAGUGUUUCAAUUCAUGUGAUCGACUCUCCCCCCAAACCCACAGUGCAGCUGUAUGUGGAGCAGAAGCAGGUGCAGGAUCAGGAGGAGGUGUUGGAGGGGAGCUCUGUGAGUCUGCGCUGCUCUGCUGAGACUUUCUGCUCCUCUCCUCCACCAACUCUCACAUGGAGCUCCACUCCCAGAAUCCCCCUCAGUGAGAGCAGCAGACUAGAGGAGCUCAUCUCUGAUCUGAACUUCACUGCUACUCACCGUCAGCCCAGAGUCACUUUCACCUGCACUAUAACCUACCAGCUACAGGACGAGAACAAAACAGCACAGCACAGCAUCACAUUACAUGUUCAGUAUGCUGCUAAAAUCUCUCCAUCCUCCAGCUGUACCAGGACUAAUAUAACUGUGUGUUUCUGUGAGGCUGAUGGGAAUCCCUCUCCUGAACUGGAGUGGCAUCUGUCUGGACGUCCUGUCACUAACUCUUCAAACACGUUCAUCAGUGAAGAGCGAUUGAGCAGCACAGUCUUGAGGAGCUCCAUCACUCUUCAUCAGUCUCUCACACACACAUCCACUCUGCAGUGUGCCAGCAGAAACACUCAUGGCAAUGCAAGUCAACUCUUUCAACUGCCUUCAUCUGUUGCACGUGAGUUUCAGUUCUUUGUUGUGGGUUUGGUGGUCGUGUUGUUGUGCACCAUUACAUAUAUCUGUGUACGAAAAGAAAAUGGGAAACGUUCACAGACUACACAAGAAGGCGCUAAGAGAAGUGGUCAAAAUGACAAUGAAGAGAAUCAAGACGACCCUGUUUGUGUCAUGAUGUCACCUCCUGGAGCCACCACAGCAAACCAAGAAUCCAUCAUUUAUUCCUCCAUUGACUUCACAAACUUUAAACCACGAGAGGUCGGGAGCGUCUCCUCACAUCAUGCUGACUACAGUAUGGUCCAGUAUUGUUCUGGAGGGCUGGCAAAGACUGAGAGCUCAAUGGCAGAGUCUUCAAGAGCAAGAGAAGCACAGGUGAUUGUGAGUGCAGAUGUGCUUACUAAACAAACAGAGUCAAAGCAAUCAGAGGAAGAGCUGUUUGCAGACUCCUCUGAGCUUUAUGCAAAGGUUAAACGUCGUAACCCAUAA